Messenger RNA from Caenorhabditis remanei, 921 nucleotides. RefSeq lists its product as uncharacterized. NCBI's taxonomy places the organism in Eukaryota, Metazoa, Nematoda, Chromadorea, Rhabditida, Rhabditidae. The transcript has 7 exons. The record is from RefSeq and is a predicted model, not a curated record. Bases 1 to 921 code for a protein of 306 amino acids.
AUGGCCGAUUGGAGUUAUGUUAAUCGUGAGAAGCAGAUUCACGAGAAGGUCUUCGACACACUCUCCCGUCCACUAUCCCGUGCCUCCAAAGCUAAAUCCGAUGGUAACCAGUCGUCAAAAGAAUCGCCGUCUCAGUCACCUUUCAACAUGUUCUCCGGCGGAAGAAAAGUGAAAUGGAAUCAUUUUGGCAAGAAGUAUGCGUUGAGAUUUUCGGAUUACGAGAUGGAAUACGCGGAUUUGUACGAUGUUCUCCUCAAAAAAGUGCACGAGGUCCGCGCCGACUUCGAAGGCGACCUCGCGUUCAUAGACCAAUACGGUCGUCAAGUCAUCGUCUCCUCCGACAAAGACGUUCGUGAGGCACUUCAACAGACCAAGAACAAGCUGAAACUGCACACAACACUCCGCGACGGACACGUCAUCGCGGCAGCUGAUAUGGCCGAGGCGGCGGCACGUGGAAGACCUGCCAGAUCGCAGUCGGUGCCACCGGAACGCUCCUACAACACGUAUCCACAACGGUCGCCGUCGUCGAUGGACUCCGCACCGGAGACGUAUCGCCAUCAUCCACAUCAGAUGACACGUGCCAUGUCUCCACCGCCGAUGUCUGUCACCACUGGCACCACACAUUCUCCACCGCUACGUCAGAUUGGGGAAACUGUCAAGACGACGUACAGUCACAGCGGAAGUUAUGGGGGAUUGUACCCAGGAGGAUACAAGGGAUAUCCACCAUAUGGCGGCGGCUACUCGAAUAGCAUUCUCUACGGAAUGCCACCACACAAUGGAAUGCUUUGGAGAUUCCUCGCCAACCCAUUCCCAUUCGGCCACGCCCAAUCGUCUCGCUCAUUCAUCGGACCCAACAAAUACCACCACUUUGGAGGGUACAAUCACAUGUACUCGUCUGGAUUCGGAGGACCAGUCUGGUAG